This is a messenger RNA of Symbiodinium sp. CCMP2456, 1773 nucleotides long. Lineage: Eukaryota; Dinophyceae; Suessiales; Symbiodiniaceae. The record is from the annotation of a GenBank genome assembly.
AUGAAUGCAAGCGCAGAUGCGAGCAACCAACUGGACUUAGUCCUGGAGCGCGCAGGCCUCGAUUCACGGGCCCAGUACUUUGUACCAGUUAUGUUCGGCAUCGCUCUGGGGACCUGUGCCUUGGGCACGGCACUGCUCAUGUUCGCGACUUGGCGCAGCGCCCGCAAGCUCCCAGGGAGCCAGCCGGACACAUCACCGGGCCAGGAGGCCCCAGUCACUGUCGGGUCGUCCACAAGUCCAGAUGAUGUGCAUGUUUCCACGGGAAGCCAAGACAAACAGGCACUGAAAGAGGCAAAGGGGGAGCAGCGAACUGUGUCGUCUGCGAGACGGCUUUGUCAAGUUCUCAUCGUCUUUUCGACUACCUUUGGACUUUGCGUCGGUGUCACCAUUGCUGGGGUGAUUGACGGUAGUCUGACAAAGGAAACCGGGCUUGCAUGGGAGAGCUAUGUUCUUCUUCUCAGUUGUGCAUGUGCUUGGAUGCUGGUACAGGCUUGUGUAGUUGUCCUCACACUGCAACCAGGCAGGGGUUACACGCCUGCAGCAUUCGCAGAAGCGAUGCUGAGCGGCAUGUUCCCGUUUGUCGCAGACUCCUUUGACACGCUGAAGGACGUGAUCUUCGGAGGUUUAUGUUUCAAGUCCACAAGUACCGGGUUACACGUGUUGGGCGUUUUGAGUUGGGUUUACCUGUACUUGUUUCAUCUCGGCCUCUUGGGCUACGUCUACGGCUACUUUUUGACGGACUUGUCUAGCAGCCAUCUCUCAGUCUUCGCUCUUUCAACAAUUGAUUUGAAGGCUCGUCCUGCAAGCCUGAGCCGGACUGAAAAGGUGCUGGCCGCUCUUGGUAAACAGCUGUCCCCGGCAAAGCGGCACCUUCUUUUGGUAGAGAAUGUGCCGCAAGCAGGGAUGGCGAUCAUUUACCUAGCAACUGAGGGAGGGAGCUUACUCGUAGCUUUGCUAAACCUCGCCAUCCCUGCGGGACAGGUGUUUGCUUCUGUUUUCCUGCACAAGCCGCUGCAAAGGCGGCUCGCCCGCUGGUAUGCGCAGCGCCUGGAUGCGGCCCUCGAUGACGCAGACGCAGUUCUGGGGCGCCGCAUGUGCCGCGAGAUUGUUGGUGGAGGGCCAGAAUUAAUGCAUCGCGUGGCUUGGCAUAGCGCUUAUUUAAGUAAAAUUUACUAUGCACGGGAGCAGGUCCUUCUACGCCGAGGAGACAUUGUCGUGGCAGGAGAACCACUCCUUGAAGGUGCAGAUGAGCUCGCGCUGGAACUGUGUUGCACGUGCAUAAAAUCCGCAGAAUCCGAAGAUUUCGAUGGAGAGUUGGACAUUAGCGGUAUAGACUUACAGAGCCAACACGAAGUUCUCCAGGCCUUGGUGAACUUCGCCUUCUUCUCGGCCUGGGUUGAAAAGCUAUGGUUCUAUUACUGCAAGUUGACGGGACAGGACGUUGAGGCCUUGUCUGCUGCCAUGAGCGAGGCAAGCGCCCACCGACGGGGCCCGAGACGUCUCUCCUUGACCCAAAAUGAGUUCGGGGACGAGGGAGUUUUUGCUUUGGCAAGGGCGCUCCCCAACCUGCACCUCGAGGAGCUGUACAUGUGCGACUGCAACAUCACCAAUGAAGGAGUUUCUGCUCUAGCACGAGUGUUGCCGCAGUGCCGUGACCUGAAAGGGCUUUACCUGUAUGGCAAUUCGUUUGAAGACGUGGCCCGGGCAAGGCAGGCCCUCGAAUCAGCCCGUCCGGACAUCACCGUUUCCCUCAGCACGAAGCAGCGAGAAUAG